AUGAUCGAUCCGUCAGUCAUUUUGUCACUGUUCACUAGCAGUGCGAGGCUCGCCGUCGACCUAAACGGAAUUCUCGAGGGAUACCAAUCCUCCAAUGAAACGCUCAGAGCCAUGUCCACUGAGUGCUAUGUUCUAAGCAUUGCGUUGGAGCGAAUCCAGGAGAUGGUCAGCAGCGGUAAUCAACACGAGAGGCUGACUGCGAUCCGACCAGGACUCGAGUGUGCUCUACGCGGUUGUCGUGCCACGUUAAGCGCUAUUUGGGAGGAGAUACAAUCACUUCACGAUGGCUCCCGGACGAUGGGCCAGUCGAGGUCCUGGUUUGUGUCGAUGGGUAUGAGGGCCAGAUUCAGAUUCCUCUGGCACGAGGGACUAAUGAACGGAUACCUCCGUCAACUCGGUGCUCAGCAUCAGGCUCUUCAAACCCUCCUGCACGUAUACUCGCUAGGGCCGCUACAUGACAUAACCAAUAUCCUCGCAAGACUCUCCCCAAACCUCGAGAGGAUCCGAGUGGACACCGAAUCGCUUACUUCUCGUCGUCAAACUCGCGGAUCGUUGCCAGCAAUGGCCCGAAACAACAGGAGUCAUGAUACUGUUACCUCUUCCACGCUAGACGGUGCGUCGUCUCAAGAGUACCAGCCACGACAAGGCGUCCCCCAGUCCCGAGCGAUGCCUACUAUCAACGAGGAGCAAUAUACUCAAAUGCAUGAUCCCCCAAGUUACACCACGUUACCAUUGCCUAAUAUGCAUCAGCAGCGUUCCUUUACUCGCCCGCAACCCGGUCUUGUACGCUAUCCGAGGUCCACAAUGUCCUUGGCACAGCUGCAAGCAAUGGCGGGUUCUCAUCACUUGCAGACCGUGGCAAAGACAGUCCAACGCCAUGGUCUUACCGUAGUAGCGCCUCUAUUUCUCCAGAUUCGCUCGUUUGGAACCGACAAUCACUUUCAUAUCUCCCUACUCUCCCUCAAGCGGCACAACUUCGACAUUAUUCAUAUUGGAGGGGCACUAGAGCAGCUUCGCAAUCUCGGCGAAGAACCUGAAUAUGGUUAUGUGAUGCAGCACCUGGCCAAGCAUGACCAUGACAUGGACAAGACACUUUUGGUGUUUUCAGAACUUAAGCGGCUCUUUUCGACACAAGAAGCGUAUUCCAGUGCCUUGGCGCUCCUGGAAAAGUACAAUUUCGAUUCAAGAAAGAUGAUGGAUGUCAUUAGAAGGAUCAACGAACCGGCUUCCGGUGGCGAAGCGACCUACUGUAGUCUCAUUGGCUUCAUGUCCAAUCGAGGCUUCGAUAUGUCUAUCGUUAAAAAGGAGUUUGCACUCCUUAUGGCAGCAAACUGGAAAAAAACGCCGACGGGACUUAGAAGACUAUCAGUCACGGAGGGUGUCCUCCUACGAGAGGAAGCGACACUCAAGCUUUUGGAGCAUAAUUCCUACGAUGUAGACCUUACUAUUCGCCAGAUUGAUUCUCUAUGUGGAGAAUACAACCCUGAGCGCAAGACGACUAACAUUAAUCGGCUCAGUCGUCGGCCAGCAUCGGCACAGAAGCCACUUCGCUCUUUGAGCGAUAUAUCUGCAUCGGCAAGGAGUAGGCCAUCUCUCACCGGUAACCUCACUCCUGAGAGGAGAUGGAGUACAUCAUCUCUCGCCAUUGACCUCGCUGCUGGGAUGAGAGGGAGUACAUCAUCUCUCACCAUUGACCGUGCUUCCACAAUGGCUGAGAGUUACCACAAGACGGCGUUAUUCAUAUGCCUUUUGCCUGAUAUACCGUGCCUUACUCUUAAGGUCCUCCAACGAACCAACUACGACUAUAGGACCACCGUUGACAGCAUCCAAUGGCUCAAGAGAAACACUCCAUCCCUAGGAGUCCUGCGCAAGGCGUUAGAACAUGGACAACACGAUAUAAACAAGGUCAUAUCCCUCUACAAAGAGCUGAUGAGCUUCUUUAGCCCACAUUCGUGGUCCUCGGAUGAUCUGCUCUAUGUCAAUGAUUUCAAUAUCAGGCAAUCGUCUGGCCAAGAGCCGUCCCCGUUUGAUCUGCUCGAUGUCAAUGAUUGGAAUAUCGGACAAGCGGUUGCGUUGUUACGCCGGUUGCGGCAGCGCGAUGGGACGAGAGUCACCUGGGUUCUCUCCUUGAUCAAGAGGACAGAGACCGUCGCAGAAGACAUAGACCCAGGUCAUACUCACCUGCAGGUCGACAUAGGUACAAUCGUCAUUCAAUGCCGAAUCCAGUACCGGUUGCCACGGGUUGGCGCAGUUACCUCUCAGGCCUGUACAGUUACUUUUUAG
This is a messenger RNA of Serendipita indica DSM 11827, 2283 nucleotides long. NCBI's taxonomy places the organism in Eukaryota, Fungi, Basidiomycota, Agaricomycetes, Sebacinales, Serendipitaceae. The record is from the annotation of a GenBank genome assembly.